Molecule: messenger RNA, 618 nt
Organism: Bipolaris oryzae ATCC 44560
Lineage: Eukaryota; Fungi; Ascomycota; Dothideomycetes; Pleosporales; Pleosporaceae
Exons: 2
Coding region: 1-618 (205 amino acids)
Source: RefSeq, a predicted model, not a curated record
AUGGCCCACAACCAGAGCCAAUCUGGAAGCCACUCACAUGGCUCCGCCCACCGCGGAGGAGGCCGCAAAGAUGACCGUAGAAGUGAUGGCCAAGGCGACGGCAAAAGCUCAAAGCGUGUGGAUAACAAGUCUAGCGCAGGAAGCGCACAAUCUGCCUCUUCUUCAAAAGAUCACCACUACGAUCCCCAGUAUGAUCCACAUUACGCGCCAGUGGCUCGCCCGAUGCUUAACGACUUUACGCAUCUGGCGAAUGCAGUGAACAAUCCCGCUUUAAGCGUGGGAAUUUUACCCUCGCAUGAGGUAGUCGACGCGUCUCGCUCUGGACCUGAUGCGGUGCGUCGCUCCUUCGGCAGCAGCGGGUUUAGUGCACCUCGAGCGGGCCAAGCACACCAAGUCCAGUAUGCAAUGUACCCGCCCCAAGCGCAGCAAGCCUUCCACCUAUCGUCGGGAUAUGACCACACCGGGCCUUACAACGCUAUCGGUCAUGUCCGAGUUAAUGGACAAGUGUACGAGGACUCCGAAUUGUACGAAGAGUACAGGCCAUGCGACCAGGGCGAAGAACUCGACGACAACCAUAGCGGAGAUUGGUAUAACGUAGGAAGUAAUGUGUCCUACUAA